AUGGACGAUUUAAGUGGAAUCCGAAAGGAAAAUGUUGAGAAUGCGGAGACUUCCGACGGCCGCAGUACUCCGGCCCCGAAUGACCUGGUUCUAAGACUAGAACAAAGGAUACUAGAACUACAAGGAGAACUUGAGCAGGUCCACAAUUUGGCAAAUUUGUCGCUAACCCUCAAUGUCCCUGAUAUCCACCAACAGAACGCAAAGAACCCAACACCUCCCAAAAACACACAAAGCCAACAGCCACAAAAUCCUACCGCACCAAAUCAAUAUGCAACUCCACCCCAAAACAUCAAUCUACUGCUAGUACCAACACUACCACAACAAUAUCACCAACCAGUUCAGUACCCGCCAGUCACCACUUACCCCACUCCCCAAAAUACACCACCAUUUGUUCCUGAUCCACAAAACUCCACCAAUGACCACCACUAUACCCAAGUUUCUGGCAUCCAUCAGAGCAACCCCAUAUAUGUGGAAACUAUACCGCAUUCUACCCAACCAAUUUCCUGCGAUAGAGGAAUAGAGGGUUUAAACUAUGAGGAUCUGUGCAUACAGCCCGAUGUGGAAUUGCCAGAAGGAUACAAGCCUCCCAAGUUCGAAAUGUUCGAUGGUACAGGUAGCCAGCAAACAACCGCCAUCCAAGCAGGAGCAAUCCUGCUCCAGCUCCUCCAGCCGUCCCGAGCCUUAACCGCUCAUCGUAGCUGCUUCCGCAUCUCGUGUCCGUUCUUACAAUGA
Molecule: messenger RNA, 732 nt
Organism: Nicotiana attenuata
Lineage: Eukaryota; Viridiplantae; Streptophyta; Magnoliopsida; Solanales; Solanaceae
Exons: 3
Coding region: 1-732 (243 amino acids)
Source: RefSeq, a predicted model, not a curated record